This is a messenger RNA of Megalobrama amblycephala (Wuchang bream), 2539 nucleotides long. RefSeq lists its product as uncharacterized. The transcript has 6 exons. The record is from RefSeq and is a predicted model, not a curated record. Lineage: Eukaryota; Metazoa; Chordata; Actinopteri; Cypriniformes; Xenocyprididae. Bases 455 to 1414 code for a protein of 319 amino acids.
AGAUCUGUGAUGUGUGAAUUACAGAUGCUAAGUUGUCUAAAGGUAUGUCUGAACGUGUGUUUUACUGCAUAUGGAUGGAUUCGUGGCUGUUAUUUGUACUUUGUUCGGAGGUUAACGUCUAUAGGGGAUGUUCAGAACAUAUUAAAAAAAGACGUCAUAAAAACGUUCAUUCUGACUCCUCAGUGUCAACGUACGACUUUUGUGACAAAGACGGACAUAAGACGGACAUCUUCUCGACAUAGUGGGUUGAGAUUAAAAUAUGUCAAAUAUUUCGUUCGUGUUGUUUCUACAUUAUUUACAUUUUCAUAUGAUCUUGAGGACCGCCCAUUUAAAACAACCUAACUUAACCCACUGUGUGAUUUCCGUUUCACUUUGACAAAAUUAGACUCCAAGAAAGAAGAGGAACAGAGCACGUUUAUUUCAUUGAAUCUUCUCAUGAGGAAACGUGGAUGAAAUGAACUUUAUUUAUAUUUUGAUCUCAGCGAGUAUUUUGCUCGACCAUGGUGUUUUUCAUGUUGGUUCAGAUGGAGUGUCAGUGUUUGUGAAGGAGGGAGAUUCAGUCACUCUAAACACUGGUAGUAAAACAAACCAACAAGAGAAGAUUAAAUGGUAUUUUAAUGACAUUCGCAUCGCUCAAAUCAAUGGAGAUCUCAGCUGUAUCUGUACAGAACUUCAGUGUAAUGAAGGUACUGAGAGAUUCAAGGACAGACUGAAGCUGGAUCAUCAGACUGGAUCUUUGACCAUCAGAGACAUCAGAUUCACAGACUCUGGAAAAUAUGAAUUAAAAAUCAUCAGCGACAAUAACAAUGAUAAGAUCUUCAAUGUUUCUGUCUGUGAAAUGGAUCAAAUCAAGAGAAAAUCAUUGAAGGAAGGGCAAUCUGUCACUUUUUAUCCUGGUGAAAUAAGAAAACCAAAUGAUGUGAUGACGUGGUAUUUUAAUGAUACUUGUAUUGCUGAAAUCUCUGGAGAUCAGCGUAAGAUCUGUACAGAUGAUCAGUGUGAUGAGAGAUUCAGAGGAAGACUUCAAGUGAAUCAGACUGGAUCUCUGACCAUCACAAACAUCAGAAACACAGACUCUGGAAAUUAUACACUAGAGAUCAUCAGCAACAAAUGCAGCAUCAUGAGCUUUAAUGUUCCUCUUAUUGAAACUCCAGCACUGGAUCAACCUGGUAUAAAGGAAAAAUUUGUUCUCAUAUUUCCACUACUGGCCAUGGGCGCAGUGAUUUGCUGUCUCUACUGGAAGUCUAAACAAAAAAGUGUAAAAUGCCUCACUGAGCCAUCGGAUUUCAACAAAAAUAUCUUAAUUUAUGUUCAGAAGAUGAACGAAGAUGAACUUACGGGUGUGGAACAUGAGGAUGCAGCAGAUCCCAACCACAGCUGCAAUCACCAGCAACAGAGAUCAGCACUAUGUUAAAUAAAAGUAGACGCUGAUCUGUAAUUUACAAAAUCUGUCCAUCUGACCUUGAAUAAGACUGAGAUCUCAGUAAUGAUUUAUUUUAAGUCAAAAACAGCUCAGCUGAAUAAAUAAUCACUGCACAGCAAAAUCCCCAGAGUUAAAUCAACUCCACUCUUUUACAUUUGGUCCCUCUCUAAAUAGUGUUAAAAUAACACUGAAGCAGAGUUAAAGUUAAUGAGAUAAUUAAGCAAUUCAUUAAGUGAUUGAGCAAUAAUGAUAAACACCUGCUCUUAACAAGCAGAAUCACUGAAGAAAAGAGAAAGAACUAAAAAUUGUUAAUGAAAACAGCAUUACCAGCUUUACAUUACUAACCAGACUGACUUUAUUUUCAAACAUCUACAGAAUUGAGAAUUAACAGAGGUUUAUUGGUCAAGAAAAGAAAAUGAAAAAAGAAAAGAAAAGAAAAGAAAAGAAAAGAAAAGAAAAGAAAAGAAAAGAAAAGAAAAGAAAAGAAAAAAACGACACCACCAUGAUGAAGAUCAGCAUUUGCUUAAGUUGGGCUCUUGACCCUUGAUUACAUUUUUUUUCUGCAACAAUGUGAUGUUGUUGUAAAGCAGUGAGGUUAGUGCUCUACAGUGAGCAGAUAUUAGCUGCUUUUAUGUGAUGAUGUAGUUGUUGUGAAAUUCUUUGGUUGCAUGGGUCCAAAACAACUGUUCAUAUAUUUUAGUUUUGUUUUUCCAGCCCUGUGAAACUUCAGCAUGAGGAGAGAGAGAAAUAAAAGCAUUGCAGCAAACAGACAUAUUGAAUAAUUUUAAAACCGUGUAGUGCAUAAACUUUUUUGAACACAGAGACAUCAAGAAUCUGCAUAUGAAUCUUAACAAUGGUGAUAGAAAAAAAAAAAAAAAAAACGCUUCAUGCUGCAAUGCAUGCUGGGUAUCACCAUAGGACAAAACUCCCAUCAUAUAUUGCAGUAUGAAUAAUUAUUGUCACCACUGUUGAGGAUUGUAUGCUAUAUUUUCAUGUAUAAGCCUGGGGCCGUAUUCACAAAACAUUUUAUCUUACCUCUAAGAGUUCUCCUAAAUAGCAGUAAAAGUUCUUAGCUAAUAGUUUUCUCUUAAAACCUGUUCACAAAGCUGCUGAGAC